CUCACACUAACUUGUUUUAAAAGCAAAAACUCUCCCUCCUGUUGGAAGCCUGCUGCGCUAAAGAAAACAUGAUCAGUUUCUUCUCUAAUUCCUCAACCUCUAUUUUGUCCCCUCUUUACUCCCUCUAGGUUGAUAGUCUCCAGCUGGAAUGGAUUGGGAGCUGGAAAAGAAAAGUCAGGGACAAGAAGAGGCUAACAUGACUGGUACCGUUAUAAUUUAGUGAACCGCCCCUUUUCUAAAGAGGAGCCCAAAGGAAGACUGGUCAUCUCUUGCAGAUCUCAAAACCAUGGCUCAGGGAUCAGUGUCAUUCAAAGAUGUGACUGUGGACUUUAGUCAGGAGGAGUGGCAGCACCUGGAUCCUGCUCAGAAGAUGCUAUACAUGGAUGUGAUGUUGGAAAACUAUUGCCACCUCGUUUCUGUGGGGUGUCACAUGACCAAGCCUGACGUGAUCCUCAAGUUGGAACGAGGAGAAGAGCCAUGGACAUCAUUUACAGGUCAUACCUGUUUAGAAAAGUGGAAAGCUGAAGACUUUUUAGUGAAAUUCAAGGAACAACAAGAUAAAUUUUCUAGAUCAGUUGUAUUAAUCAACCACAAAAAACUGAUUAAGGAGAACAGUAGUGCAUAUGAAAAGACAUUUACUUUAAGCAAAAACCCUAUUAAUUCAAAAAACCUACCUCCUGAAUAUGACACUCAUGGAAAGAUUUUUAAAAAUGUUUCAGAAUUAAUCAUCAGUAAUCUAAGUCCUACAAGAAAGAGACUUAGUGAGCAUAAUGGAUAUGGGAAAUCACUCCUCAAUACUAAGCCAGAGACAGCUCACUCUGGAGGCAAAUCCCAUAAUCAGUGUGGUAGGGCUGUCAGUCAUAAUGAAAUGAUUAUGCAAUAUCAUGAGAUAGAAACUUCAGCACAGUCAUUUGGAUAUAAUGACUGUGAGAAAUCCUUCCUUAAAAAAGGAGGCCUAAUUACACAUAAUAGAGCUUACAGAAGGGAAAAACCAUCUGAAUAUAAUAAAAGGAGAAGAACAACCAAUAUUGAAAAAAAGCAUAUAUGCACUGAAUGUGGGAAGUCCUUCUGCAGGAAAUCAGUAUUGAUUCUGCAUCAGGGAAUUCACACAGAGGAAAAACCCUACCAAUGUCAUCAAUGUGGAAAUUCAUUUAGAAGGAAAUCAUAUCUCAUUGAUCAUCAGAGAACUCACACUGGAGAGAAACCCUUUGUUUGUAAUGAAUGUGGUAAGUCCUUCCGCCUAAAGACAGCCCUCACUGAUCAUCAGAGAACACAUACAGGGGAGAAAUCAUAUGAAUGUCCACAAUGUAGGAAUGCCUUCAGAUUGAAGUCACACCUCAUUCGUCAUCAAAGAACUCACACAGGAGAGAAACCAUAUGAAUGUAAUGACUGUGGGAAGUCUUUCCGCCAGAAGACAACACUCUCCCUACAUCAGAGAAUUCAUACAGGAGAGAAACCCUAUAUUUGUAAAGAAUGUGGGAAGUCCUUUCACCAGAAGGCAAAUCUUACUGUACAUCAGAGAACUCAUACAGGGGAAAAGCCCUAUAUUUGUAAUGAAUGUGGGAAAUCCUUCUCUCAGAAGACAACCCUCGCUCUUCAUGAGAAAACUCAUAAUGAAGAGAAACCUUAUAUUUGUAAUGAGUGUGGAAAAUCCUUCCGCCAGAAAACAACCCUUGUGGCACAUCAGAGAACACAUACAGGGGAAAAAUCCUAUGAAUGUCCUCACUGUGGGAAGGCUUUUAGAAUGAAGUCAUACCUCAUUGAUCAUCACAGAACUCACACAGGAGAGAAACCAUAUGAAUGUAAUGAAUGUGGGAAAUCCUUCAGUCAGAAGACAAAUCUCAAUCUACAUCAGAGAAUUCAUACAGGAGAGAAACCCUAUAUUUGUAAUGAGUGUGGGAAGUCUUUUCGCCAGAAAGCAACCCUCACUGUACAUCAGAAAAUACAUACAGGGCAGAAAUCCUAUGAAUGCCCUCAGUGUGGGAAAGCCUUUAGCAGGAAGUCAUAUCUCAUUCAUCAUCAAAGAACUCAUACAGGAGAGAAACCAUACAAGUGUAAUGAAUGUGGGAAGUGCUUCCGCCAGAAGACAAAUCUCAUUGUACAUCAGAGAACUCAUACAGGGGAGAAGCCUUAUAUUUGUAAUGAGUGUGGUAAGUCCUUCAGUUAUAAGAGAAACCUUAUUGUCCAUCAAAGAACUCACAAGGGAGAAAACAUGGUAAUGCAGUAAUAAAUGAUGUGAUUUCUUUGUGAAGCCUUUCUAAGUUAUUGUAAAACUUUAGUUUUUUAAAAAAGCAUGCUUAACGUGUGAAUAAGGUAAUUUUAAUCACAAAUGUAAUAAUAAUUAACUUAAUGUACUAUACCACAUAACUAUUUAUCUACUGUUUACUAGCAUAUGAAAUGGAUAUGAUCGUUGAUAUGAACUCUUAUCAGCAAUGAAGCUAAUUUUUUACGUUUUCAAGUUCUCCUGCUGACUCAGUUUAUUUUUUUUAAUUCUUAUAUAAUACAUGCAGAAGCAAGAUACAAAGUGGUUUUAAGUAUCAGUCUCCAUAAGAGGAAGAAAUUAUGAAGUAUAUUUCUCAUUGCACUCUGUGGAAUAAAAGUUGUUACUUCCCCAAAGAUUACCACUUCCCUGGCUUUUAACAUGAAAUAGUUUUUGCAUGUCUUUAAACUUUAUAUUUUAUUAUACAUUACAAAUUUUUUGUCUUGUUUCACUCAACAUUUUAAAGAUUCAUACAUUAUUGCAUGUGGCAGUAGUGUAUUCAUUUUCAUUCUGUAUACUCUUCCAUUUUAAGAAUAUACUGCUAUUUAUCUAUCCUCUUGAUGGAUAUUUGUAUUUUUUAUAAUUUUGUGUUGUAAUAAAAAUACUACUAUAAAUAUUCUUGUAUAUGUGUGUGUGUGUAUUU
Molecule: messenger RNA, 2903 nt
Organism: Delphinapterus leucas (beluga whale)
Lineage: Eukaryota; Metazoa; Chordata; Mammalia; Artiodactyla; Monodontidae
Gene: ZNF567
Product: zinc finger protein 567
Biological process (GO): negative regulation of transcription by RNA polymerase II; regulation of immune system process; regulation of cytokine production
Cellular component (GO): nucleoplasm
Molecular function (GO): RNA polymerase II cis-regulatory region sequence-specific DNA binding; DNA-binding transcription repressor activity, RNA polymerase II-specific
Source: RefSeq, a predicted model, not a curated record